Molecule: messenger RNA, 4432 nt
Organism: Pectinophora gossypiella (pink bollworm)
Lineage: Eukaryota; Metazoa; Arthropoda; Insecta; Lepidoptera; Gelechiidae
Product: solute carrier family 22 member 1-like
Exons: 8
Coding region: 2309-3988 (559 amino acids)
Biological process (GO): transmembrane transport
Cellular component (GO): membrane
Molecular function (GO): transmembrane transporter activity
Source: RefSeq, a predicted model, not a curated record
ACAAACACCCACCUGCGUUGAACAUUCGUACAUUCAUUGAAGCAAUAUGAAUUGAAUCACGAAGUAAGAGCAUAAAACUGGUUGCUAGUGCAACUGUCGGCGAGGUGACUUUUUUCUCAGCAAUCAGAAUCAGCAGUUUAAGUAAUCUUAAGUACUUUACAAGUGUAGUGUUUACGGGCGAUAGACCGUUUAUCAAUGUGGAGCGCACACAGCUCGCCGUCAACAAGUAAUAUAGUGACAACAAUAGUGAGUUGUGCGCAGUGGCAAUGAAUAGAAUCCAUUGGGAGGGCGCGGCGUGACCGGCGCGUGCGCCGCGUGCGACAGACUCACACAAAAACUGACACAAAUUCUACAACUCCAUGCAACUAUUGAACACAAUCAAGAGACCAUUUUGUUUUGUAACACCAUGAAAGAAAUAUCUGAACACCUUCAUAUUGCAAAAUGUAAAUACCAGUUAUUAAAUAGAAGUAGAAAGUAAUAAUGACUAAUUUUAUACACUAUAUGAUACAUGCAUGGAAAUCGCAACAAAGGACAAGAAAUAACAAAAGCAACUUUAAUAUAGACAUCAAGAGAAUUCAAAAACAUAAUAACAGGUUAAAGUUAUUAUUUUAAAUGUAAAUCGAAAAAAUAUAAUGCAAAUAAAGACGAAAAUGAAAUUGUAAGGUAAAUAAAAGAAGACAAAACCUGUCACUUACUGUGGCCAAUCGCUUGCUGGGAAUAGAUUAAAACGCCAUUACAAGAGCAGCGGCGGGACAAGGGGCCGUGUCAUUAACAGACUGAUACGAGAUGCAAACCAGACGCAUGGCACCCUGAUGGACAUAUCGUGAUUACGCUAGAGGUGAGGCUGCCAGCUGGGAACGUUUAUUUGCAAUCCAGUCUCUAUCUUGAUGAGGGAAAUCGAUCAACACUGAUGAACACCGGGAUAUCUGUAUUUGAAACUCGUAAGUACAAACCUACCGGAGAGACCGUAAACAAAGUGUGAAACUAAAAUUUAUUUAAUUAUUCAGAAGUGUUAAACUUAUAGCGUCUCAAGAUUAAAUAUGUACUUACUUAAUAAUUUAUAUUUAAUCUUAAAGCAUUGUAGUAAAAGAGACAAUCAACAUAAAUAACAAUCAAAGGCCAACGGUAACAAGAACUUUCAAUUGCAUAUUAAAUUAAGUGCUCCGCUGCCUUAAUUGAAUUACAUUCAAAGGAACAACGAAAACUAAACUUGAUAAUUUAUGUCAGCGAUUACAAUCAAACUGAAAUAAAGACAAGUUCGUAUAAAAAGUUUACGACACGAUAGAUUACCGCAACACGCACCGAGCGAGAAGUUAGAGCGAUGUCGCUAAAUGAAUGUUUCCGGGAAUGCUGCGACAGCGGGCGCGGGUCAACUCGUGACUUUUAAAUUCACGCAGCCUGCUUCUCAAGACACGAAUUAAAAAUAAUUCGGGGAAAGAAAAAAAUAAAGAGCACGAAAGCACAACAGGCAAAAAGUUAAAAGUGUUUAUUUUAAAGAUUAAAUAAUCAAGAGCUCGAAUUGGUGAAUUGGCGCGGUGUGGACCGGUCGACAAAAAACUGGCUCAAGUCGAGCUCAUACGAGCUACAUACUUUGCAAAUUUUUUCGAACAUCAUUACGCGCUUAAUGGACAAAACCGUAUAUGAAAAAAUAAUAAUUUGUAUAAUACAUGGAUAAUACCAGCCCAAGUAUCUUACUAUCAAAAUUAUUAUGAAUCAAUAUGCCAACGUAUACAAGAACAUAUUAAAGUGCCACAUAAAUGUUAGUAUUAUAAUGAAGUCCGAAGAAGUUUGUGAUAAUUUUAAUAUGAUAAGAGUGAAGUAAAGGUAAAUUAACAAGCAAUUACAUUAUCUUUAUGACAACAACGUGAUGCUUGCAGUAAUAAAACAGUAGCUAUCGUCGCCGGCGACACACGCCCGCAGCAUUUUUGAACUGAAUUUUAACAAGACAAACGUUUUACUCUGGUUUUAGUCUUUUAUAAAUUAUUGAAUCUCUGCUGAAAUGUCAUCAGACAACCUUCUUUUGAAGAGACAUAAGCUAAUCACAGCACUCAUAAUCUACUUUUAAACAAUUCAAAUUAAUUCAACCAGAAUUCAGAAACCGAUACGAAACUUGAUAAAGUGACUUAUGAAAUAAACCACCUUUAACGGACGACAGAACCAAUGUGCCAGUGCAAUAUAAAAUAAAUUACAGAAAUUGUAUGAAAAGUGAUGCAGUCAAAUUAAACAGAACCUGAGCUUGUGACAAAUUACGCCGAAGUUUGAAAACCAUAGUAGAGAAGCACACAAAUAUCCAUAGAUACGUAUAAAGAUGGAGCUCAAUGAUGAUGACAAAGCAGUACACCUCGAUGAAGUCCUGGAGCACCUGGGAGCGUUCGGCCGCCACCAGCUGCUUACCAUGUGCAUGCUGGCGGUCGUGUACGCCACCAACUCUAUGUACAAUAUCAACUAUGUCUUCGCCGUUGAAGAUGUCAAUUAUAGAUGUAAGAUUCCGUCUUGCGACGCGGUAGACACGAAUUUCUCAGCGUCGUGGCUGAUGCUGUCGUCUCCUGGUUUCGAGGAUGAUACCAUCAAGCAGUGCCAACACUACCAGGUCGUUGACCCCUCCUGCACCUUCGAUAACUCCACGCUACAAGAUUGUACCGAAUGGAUGUACGAGGUGCCGAACAGCUUUGUGGCAGAGUUUGGUUUGGCGUGCGAAGACUGGAAGCAGGCGAUGGUGGGCACCGUGCACAGCUUCGGGAACAUGCUGGGGCUGCUGGUGCAGGGACAAAUCUCUGACAGAUUUGGCCGCAAAACCGCAGCAGUGUUCGCCGGAACUAUGGGAGCAGUUUUGGGAAUAACGAAGAGUUUCGCCACUUCGUUCUGGUUCUACAUCGUGCUGGAAGGGCUUGAAGCGGCCAUCGGAGACGCGUUAUCGCCGAUGUUCAUGUUAAGUAUCGAGAUAGUGGAAAAAAAACGUGCAGUACUCUUCCAGAUGAUUCUUUUAAACUGCUACACGUGCGGGUUGAUCGUGAUGCCCUUCAUCGCGUGGGCGGUGCCCUACUGGAGACAUUUCCUCCGGGUCAUAUACGCACCCACUCUACUGAUACUCACAUACUCCUUCUACCUCGACGAGAGCAUCCGUUGGCUCUUCAGCAAGGGCAAGAGAGACAGAGCGACCAAACUCAUACAGAAGAUCGCCAAGAGAAACGGCGUAGAAAUUGACAAGAUGACAUUAAGCAAAUUAGACUAUAUUGGAGAAGACCAAUCGAAUGUAGUGAAUGACAGGAAACUGUUGAUGAAGACGUUCAAGUCUAAGAUAAUGAUGCAGCGCUUCGUGGUGUGCAUGGUGUGGUGGUUUACAAUUACUCUCAUCAAUUAUGGGAUGAUGAUCAGCUCGGUGUUUAUCGACGGGAACAAGUACGUGAACUUCGCGCUGCUUAUGCUGAUGGACAUUCCUUCGAACGUAUUCUAUUGGCUAGCGCUCUCCAAAUACAAGAGAAAAAUUCCGCUGCUCGCCUCCUUCCUUGUAGGCGGCGUGUUCUGCGUCACGCAACCGUUUGUACCAAAAGGGUACGCGUGGUUGGGCCUGGCGCUGCUGAUGGUGUUUGAAACGCUGGCGACGUUCUCGUACAACAUCGUGUACAUGUACACGUCAGAGCUGUUCCCCACGUACACGCGCAACUCCAUGCACGCCGUGUGCUCCGCCGUCGGCCGCGUCGGCGCCCUGCUCGCGCCGCAGACGCCACUGCUUAUAUCAUACUGGUCGGGUCUUCCGGCGCUCCUGUUCGGUCUGACGUCACUGCUGUCAGGGGUGCUGACGCUGCUGAUGCCGGAAACGGCCAACUGCGAGCUGCCCGACACCGUGCUCGAGGCCGAGCGGAUCGGGCAGAGACGACGCAGCAGCCAGAAACUAGGACAGAUCACGCUCAAGAACGGAACAGCAAAUGCAGCCACAGUCAAACAAGAGGCUCCACUGCUCAACAAAUAUGAAGACAACAAGACUUAGUAUAUUGAAAAGGAUAGUAAGGGAAACAAUUGUUACCAAAAGUCAGACAUGUACGAUAUAGAAGAGUUCUUCAAAAGUUAAGAGGGCCACGACUCUGCAAGUUAGUACCUAAUUUUAAUUGUAAAUACGAGAACAUUACUAAAUUAUUGUACCUAAACAAUUAAAUUUAAAUUCCCUUUACGUAUAUCAAUGAUGUCGAACGGAUCGGACAGAUCCUGCCAACAAUGUAUACAAGCUUCUUCUCUGAACUAAAUUAUUAUGAAAGACUAAAUAGAUUCAGGCGUUACUUUGCUCAAAUUCAUUGUCAUGAUAGACACCAUAAAAUAGGAGGAUGGAGUAGAGUUCUUCAAAAUUAAAGAAGUCCUGAAGUCUUUAGGAUAGUAACUUAAUUUAAAUAUAAAUAUGUAAGUAAUUAAAUAAUUGUAAAUAAAUUUAUUAAAUUGC